AUGGCUCGUUCGACAAUAUCCUCCUCCUCCGAGACGGUCAAUGACAGAAACCUCCAACCAACCACUUCGACAGACCCUGAAAAGUCAGGUCCUCAACCCAUUGCCAAAACAGAAGCCAGCAUACACCCAGAACCUGCCAACGCCGUAGCGGCAGAUCUUGAGCGUGGUGACAAUGAUGAGAAGAAACAGGAACAACCGCCAGCAGGCCCUCCCCCAGGAAUGGCACCAGCUGAUUUCCCCGAUGGUGGUUUCGAGGCUUGGCUUGUUGUCUUUGGUGGAUGGUGUGCUCUGUUCUGCACAUUCGGCCUUGUCAACUGCGUGGGUGUGUUCCAGAAAUACUAUGUUUCUGGACCGCUUAGGGACUAUGAUAGCUCUGCCGUGAGCUGGAUCACCUCUGUUGAGGUGUUCUUCAUGGUCUUCUGUGGUGCCAUUUUUGGCAGUCUGUUCGACAACCACGGCCCCAAGUACCUUCUGUGGUUUGGGUCCAUCGCCUACAUCUUUGGUCUCAUGAUGAUUUCUUUGUCGAAAGAAUACUAUCAGUUCUUCCUCUCACAGUCCAUCGUCGCAGCCAUUGGAUCAAGCGCUGUCUUCAACGCUUGCAUGUCCUCGCUCGUCACCUGGUUCUUCAAGCGUAGAGCUGGCGCCUUCGGUAUCAUGGUCUCAGGCUCGUCCCUCGGAGGUGUUGUUCUUCCAAUCAUGAUGGACAAGAUGAUUCAGAGCGUCGGCUUUCCCUGGAUGAUGCGGACCAUGGCUUUCAUGUUCCUCGUUUUGCUUGUCUUCUCUUGUCUCACUGUCAAAUCGCGUCUACCUCCUCGCCCCAAGCCCUUUAUUGUCAAGGACUACAUCAACGGUCUCCGCGAACUUCCCAUACUCAUCACUGUCAUAGGCUUCUUUUUCUUCAUGUGGGGCAUGUUUCUUCCCUUCAACUAUGUCCUCCUGCAGGCUCAGGCUGCGGGCAUGUCUGAGACUCUGAUCCCUUACCUGCUACCUAUUCUCAAUGCUGUGAGUAUCUUUGGUCGUAUUAUUCCCGGCAUUAUCGCCGACAAGAUCGGUCGAUACAACGUCAUGAUCAUCAUCACAUUCAUAUCCGCCCUCUUUUGUUUCUGUGUCUGGAUUCCUGUCAAAGAUACAGCCGGCAUUGUCGUAUUUGCUGUCAUAUUUGGGUUCUCAUCUGGUGGCUAUAUCAGUCUCGUCCCGACUCUCAUCGCACAGCUCUCCGAUAUUCGCCAGAUUGGUACUCGUGUUGGUGCAGCGUUUGCGAUUCAGUCUUUUGGUGCUCUGACAGGAAGUCCCAUCGCUGGGGCUAUCGUGUCUGCUCAGAAUGGUGACUAUCUGGGUCUGCAGCUGUUUUGUGGCUGUUCUAUGUUGGCCGGUUGCAUAUUUUUCAUCUUUGCGCGCUAUGUGCAAGUCGGGUUGAAGGCUGUCAAGGUCUGA
Fusarium mangiferae is the source of this 1434-nucleotide messenger RNA. RefSeq lists its product as uncharacterized. The coding region runs from base 1 to 1434 and encodes 477 amino acids. Gene Ontology annotation, cellular component: fungal-type vacuole membrane. The record is from RefSeq and is a predicted model, not a curated record. The transcript is spliced from 3 exons. Gene Ontology annotation, biological process: transmembrane transport. Lineage: Eukaryota; Fungi; Ascomycota; Sordariomycetes; Hypocreales; Nectriaceae. Gene Ontology annotation, molecular function: transmembrane transporter activity.